CACUGCUUCCAGUGUUUGUAAUGUGAAAUGUUAUUUUGUCAAAAAACAAAAAACACGUGGCAUAUGACAUCAAGUGACCUAUGUAAAAUGUAUAAAUACUGUAUGUAACACGAUUAGUUCCAUUACAAAUAUUUUAUCACACAUUACAAAUUAAAAAAAAAAAAUUCUUCUCACAGGUGAGCAUGUGAUGUGUCCUAGUCAGGGCCACUCUGGUUCAUCUGCCACAGGCCAUGUUAGUGAUCCAGGAGGUCCAGCACUAGGUGGACCUGGUAUUCGCACAGAUCUGCAUCCUCGCCCCCCUCAGCAAGUAGUGUAUGUCUUCACCACCAGCCUAGCCAACAGUGCUGCAGAAGCAGUGAUGCAUGGCCACACAGACUCCAUCCUCUUGUAUCACCAGCAGAAUGUCCCUCGUACCAAGCUGGAUCAGUCUUCUGGCAUUGGAAAACUCUCCAACCUGACAGAGCAGAUCAGCUCUAGUCACAGUCCGCCCAUUGGCACACCCAAAUCCCAAAGUGGUACACCCCGGCCACCUUCUGUUGGUGGAGUUGUUGGAGGACACCUUCCAGGCACCAGUACUCCUUCUUCUACAGGGCAUCCAGAUGGUGAGCCAGCCCAAACCCUCCGAGGAGGAGGCUCUGCAGUUCAUUCACUGGGCCAAGGAAGUUCCGGCCCACAGUCUGUGGGAGUUUCAGGACCAGACGGAGUGGACAGGCCAGGUACUAUUGCCCACCAUGGUGCAGGUGUGUCUCCUUCGUUAAGUCCCUCUGCAUUAUCUGUACUCCGUCAGAGCGAACUGGGCCAACGUGGAGGGCCAGGAAACACAGAUGGCCUCUCUAAGGAGCAGUUGGAACAUCGUGAACGCUCUUUACAGACUCUUCGAGAUAUUGAGAGGUUGCUUCUCCAUACUGGAGCCGGUGCAGGCCACGAGGAACCAAGAGGUCCUAAUGGCAAUCCUAAUGGCACUAAUGUUAAUAACAAUAAUAGUAAUGAUGGAGGUAGAGGUUUGGAAGAUGGUGAGAAUGGUGGGGGGAAUACUGGUAAUUGCCAUAGCAACAAUGCUGGUAUACCUGGUAUGCCCCCUGUUGGUGGAAUGAAAAAGUAUGAGGAUGAUAGGCUCAGGAUGCAGGUAAACUAA
Molecule: messenger RNA, 1135 nt
Organism: Sinocyclocheilus grahami
Lineage: Eukaryota; Metazoa; Chordata; Actinopteri; Cypriniformes; Cyprinidae
Product: B-cell CLL/lymphoma 9-like protein
Exons: 4
Coding region: 188-1135 (315 amino acids)
Biological process (GO): negative regulation of transforming growth factor beta receptor signaling pathway; positive regulation of transcription by RNA polymerase II; canonical Wnt signaling pathway
Cellular component (GO): beta-catenin-TCF complex
Molecular function (GO): transcription coactivator activity; beta-catenin binding
Source: RefSeq, a predicted model, not a curated record